Molecule: messenger RNA, 691 nt
Organism: Phycodurus eques (leafy seadragon)
Lineage: Eukaryota; Metazoa; Chordata; Actinopteri; Syngnathiformes; Syngnathidae
Gene: apoa2
Product: apolipoprotein A-II
Exons: 5
Coding region: 50-493 (147 amino acids)
Source: RefSeq, a predicted model, not a curated record
UUCAGAGCAGAGUGUCACUUCUGGGAUCCAGACGCAAUCAAUAGCAGACAUGAACGCAAAGUAUACCAUUGCCCUGAUCCUGGCUUUGCAGGUCUCCAUGAGCCUGUGCGAUAUUCCCGAACCAGACCAGGAGCUUGUGGAUAAAUAUAACACCAUGAAGAGUACCUUCUACAAGCGGCUGUUGAAUGCGUACGGCAAGCUUCAGGUCGCUGCUGCCCCCAUGAUUGAGAAAAUUGGAGAGGGCGAGCGGGGGGCAGCAGUAAAAGACUUGUUGGAGGAUCUGCAGAGCAAGCCAGAGUUCCAGGCCAUCUUCAAGUUUGGCAGUGCCUUGUUUCAUGGCUUCGGACCUCUGGUAGACAAGGCCCGCAUGUCCUCCCUGCGCCUGUACCAAGAACACCUGCGCCCGGAAUACGGCCAGCUCCUGAGCGAGUGGAUCGACAGAAUCAAGGCCCACCUGGACAAGUUCCUGCCCGCAGAACCGAAGUCUACAUAAAAACUGGGAAGCCCAAUACAGACCACCCAGCGCUUCAAGUCCAGAGGAGCACCGAGCAUGGUUUCAUAUCAUAAACUCGCCAACGCCACCUACACCAAAUGUAUUCAGCGUGUGCAACAUGUUUGUGUCUGGUACAGCAACAGUAGUCUUUGUACGAUUGUGUGUGUUUGUAUCUGUGAGUGUGUGCAAUAAAAUGAA